Messenger RNA from Fusarium sp. VM40, 2352 nucleotides. NCBI's taxonomy places the organism in Eukaryota, Fungi, Ascomycota, Sordariomycetes, Hypocreales, Nectriaceae. The record is from the annotation of a GenBank genome assembly.
AUGAGUCCAUCAGCUAUCACCGAGUCCAACGAUAUGGCCAACCAAUCGGCUUUUUCCUACGCGCAAGCUGCGAAGGGUCAGGGCACUACCCCUGGCUUGAAUACUGCUGCCUCUGCUGAAGGAGACACUCCCGCUCAAGACGCACAGGCUCCUACUGCUGACGCUGACACUGCUGCUCCUGUAGCCGACGCAAAGGCGGCUGAGUCUGCUGCCGAGCAGGCUGACACCGAAGCUCCUGAGAGUGCCGAGUCCAAUGCGGUUGUGGCUGUUACUGCUCCUAUUGCUGAGAAGCUCGACUCAGAAAGCGUUCCCGGAUCUGAAAGCGAUGUCCGCUCCGAGUCGACGCAAAGCAGACGAGCCGAGUCGAAGCGCGAGGAUGAUGCUGGAAAGUUAGAGCUCCCGUGGCGGCGACCCGGGCAGGCACAGGAAUCAUCAAGUAAUGCUACCCGGCCUGUUGAGGAGCAGGACUCUCGAAAGGCCAGGCGAAGUAAGAAGGGCAAGACCUCGGAGAAGCAGUCCGGCGAACCAGCCGCAGACAAGGAGCAGGAGGCGGUUCCUGAGCCACCAAAAAUCCCACUCUCCGAAGCGCCCAUCCCCAGCGUCAACAUCUGGCACAAGCGAAAGGAGGCUCACCAGGCAAAGUCUGCCAAGCCUGCUCCCACACCUGCAGAGGCUACGACCAACGGUACCUCUAACCAUAAGGAAGAAAAGAAGACCGGCGAGUCCGCUUCCACACCUUAUAUGAACGGCGCUAAGCCUCAGCAAAAGUCAGUAAGCACUGUGCGACCGGAGCGAAAUGGUCCUCGAGGUGUGCGGGCAAAUGAGAAAGAUGGCAAGAGCGAAGUCCCUCCAUCAGUUGAGGACUCUACAGCAUGGCCUACUCCGGAGACCGCCAUCACUGCUAUCAAGGAGGACAGCAAGAAGAAGACUACCGAAAAGGCUCCUGAUAAGUCAGACCGUUCCGACCAGGACAGCCAAGAAGACGGCAGUGCAUCGAAGUCCCGACAGAAGUGGGUGUCUAUGGAUUACGUCCCAACGGUUACCUUCGAGACCCAACUUCCUCAAAUGCGUGGCUCGAAGCCUCGCGGGGGUGCUCGUGGUAGUCGUGAUACCACUUCCCGAGCCGCAGCCAACGGUGUCGCUGACAAGGCCACUUCUGCUGCUCCCCUAAACAAGGCCAAUGAUACAAAGCCUCGCGAUGCUGCCAACAAUGGCGCAUCGCAACCCUCUGCAUCCAAGCGUGGGUCAGUCGAUGUCGCCAACGGUCAAAAGAAGAACACAACAAACGCUGGUUCUGAUAAGGCCAAGGAUUCGCCUGCUCACACUUCGGAGACUUCUCAUGUUCCUCACAGCCGCACUGAAGGUCGCGGUGAGAGAGGCCGAGGUGGUUACCGCGGACGAGGUGCUCACCACGCCCACUCCCAGUCUCAGCAUACUGUUUCUUCUUCCGGAUUCCAUGGGCAAGGUGCUGGUGCCUCCCGAUCCCAGGGUUACAGUCCCCCUCUGCGUCAGGGUGGUCAUGGCGGCAUGUUCCCGGCUUCCUCUCAGCGGGGUCGCGGCCGCAAUAGCGCUAACAACUUCCAUCGCAUGUCUGCACCAAGCGGCAGUUCUCGUGUGCCUGUUGUCCCAGCUCCGUUCGCUCCUUAUGAUUACUCCAUGGCCGCUCCUCCCAUGGGUGCAGUUCCUUUCGCUCCUAUUCACGUCGACACUCUACUCAGCGCCGCUAUCAAGACUCAGCUUGAAUACUACUUCUCCAUCGAGAAUCUGUGCAAGGACACAUAUCUUCGACAGCAUAUGGAUUCCCAAGGAUUCGUACCUCUCCAUUUCGUUGCCGCGUUCAAGCGCAUGCAAGACAUGACGGGUGAUAUGAACCUCCUCCGCGCCGUUUGCGAGGAUUUGGACGAGGUUGACUAUGUCAUUGGCGAGGACAACGGCGAGCGACUGCGUCGUCGACAUAGCUGGCAGAGCUUUGUUUGCCCGAUGGAAGAGCGAGACCAAUUGGCUCGCAACGAUGGCCCUAUGCAUCCUACUUUCAAGAACCGGCACUAUAACUACCCCACCGGUCAAUUCAAUGGCAUCCCUCCCAUGCACUAUGGCGCGCCCAUGUAUCCUCACGACCCUUCAUUCCAACACUUUGCCCCCCACGACGUCAACGGAGUUGUUCAGAAUGGUACUAGCCAGCUAUCGGCUGAGGUCCCUGAUUUCUCGCCUUCGGGGAGGGUUCCUCUCGUUGGUCCCACGGGUGAGACACAGAUGACCAGUGUCGAGGCUUUGACAAACGGCCACACCGAGAGCACUGCGCCGCUUACGAACGGUGUGCAUUCUGAAGAUUCACAAACAACUCAGUCUUAG